AUGCUGGAAAUGCCUGACGAGAGGCUAGAAGAACUACUUGACACGACUGUACUACUGUCAAGUAAGGAACUUGAGGCACUGACUGAUAUGCCAGACGACAACGAGGUCGAUGAAUUACUAGGCAUGGUAACCGCGGCAUUGGAGCUUGUUGAGUUUGGUGACGACGAUGAUGAGAACUCUGCGAGUGAUGUGGCAAUGAAAGACGAGGUAGUACCAAGAAAGUACGAGCUGAAACUGCUGAGAAUACCCCCAGAUGAAGUCGUUGAACUGGCGACACUCGACUGUGACAACGACGCAGUAAAUGAAUAUGUCAGACUCGAGCUUACUAAGGUUGUUGAAGGUGAGGCACUUGUGAUGCUUGCUAAUAUGUCACUGGAGGUGACAUCGGAGGGAUUUGGUAUAGAAGAAGACAACAGUGAUGUGGAAGAUAUUGAGCCCGCACUAUAUGUCAACUGA
Messenger RNA from Truncatella angustata, 456 nucleotides. RefSeq lists its product as uncharacterized. The transcript is spliced from 2 exons. The coding region runs from base 1 to 456 and encodes 151 amino acids. The record is from RefSeq and is a predicted model, not a curated record. NCBI's taxonomy places the organism in Eukaryota, Fungi, Ascomycota, Sordariomycetes, Amphisphaeriales, Sporocadaceae.